This is a messenger RNA of Anopheles funestus (African malaria mosquito), 4356 nucleotides long. Its product is annotated as beta-1,4-N-acetylgalactosaminyltransferase bre-4. The coding region runs from base 653 to 2254 and encodes 533 amino acids. Lineage: Eukaryota; Metazoa; Arthropoda; Insecta; Diptera; Culicidae. Gene Ontology annotation, molecular function: N-acetyl-beta-glucosaminyl-derivative 4-beta-N-acetylgalactosaminyltransferase activity. Gene Ontology annotation, biological process: glycosphingolipid biosynthetic process; carbohydrate metabolic process. The transcript is spliced from 7 exons. The record is from RefSeq and is a predicted model, not a curated record.
CAUUUUGGACAGUCAACCUGUGCCUUCUUCUCGCACGUGCACACAAACACCCCUUGUACAUACAUUUUUGCUUCGUCCGAACCCUAACCAGACACAAACAAUACUUAGGGAGGCUAGCUAAAUUACAUAAAAUCAGACCACAUUAGCCGGUCCUUCAAACGGAAGACUUUUCUCCCCAUACUGUAGGCAAACGGUGUGUGAUUUGAUUGACGAAACCAACUUCCCAACAAAAAGUUUUCCUUAGCGAAACAGCGGAACGGCGAUUACCCAACUGUAAACAAACCCGAUGUAUAAAGUGCAAGACGACGUAUAAAAUAGUUGGGCAAUUAAAACUAUCCUGCCCAAGAAAGUUACGCAUUCAGUGGCACUGCGGUAUGAUUGAUUGAGUUUUUUUUUGUGGUGCGAUAUUGAUUUGUGAUUCUGUGGUACUGUACCCACCACCGAACCGGAUGCCCAGGUAUGGAGGAUAUUACUUCUGCAACGUGAGAUGAACCAGUGCCACGGGCAUCAUCGUUCGUGAAUCGGUUUUUGGAAAGAGAAAUUCGGUCACCGAUCGGUAUAAUCAAGACCGGAAUCGAGCCGGAGAUUCGAUGCACUGUGGUACGAAGACGCGAUCUCCACUGGUGGCCCCCUUUUCUCCGUAAAUGGACACAUGGCGUUCUGUAAUCGCACGCUCGCUAUUAAGGCAGCGUUGGGUGCAGGAUUUUUGCUUAUCCUCCUAAACCUCCUUAACUCCAAGUUGGACAGUGGCAGCAGCGGUAGCUCCAAUCGAUACACACAUCAAAAGCUUGGUGCAACCCAAUGGCCAAAGCGAACGCAUGGCAGCAUAGAAUCACACUCGUCCACGGCAGCUAAUGAUAGGAAGGAUACAAACACGAAUGAACAGCAUCACACCAACGAUGGCCAACCGCUAAACAACGAGUCCAACGCUGCAUUAAAACGCAUCGAUGAAUACACCUCUGGCGCACCGAAACAUCAUCCGGUCGAUGGACGAAAUCAAACGGCAGACUUGGAUGCACAGCACAAUAAUAGUGAAAUUAAAAAUGUGAUACAAAACCUUGCGAAAGAACCAACCAAACAAACAGCAGCACCAGCAGCAGCUACAGUAUCUGAACAGUACGAACUGAACGGUGAUAAGACGCAUAGUAACGUUUCUUCGAUUGUAACUCCUAGCUCUAGUUCUGGCAGCUCAAAUAGUCAUUUUAGCAGUAGCAAUAGCAUAGAUAAUGUAGGCAAUAACUCCGGGUUCAAUAACGUAAAGUCUGAAAAGGAAAACAUAGCCAGCAACAAAUCCACACACGAAGCAGUUAACAAUGUGCAGAUGAAUUCCUCAGCCGUACCGGCACUAAAACCAAGCGAGUACGAUGAUACGAUCGGUGCUGGUGAGAUAAACCGCAAGGAUGGUCCCGGCAGUUUCGAUGAGCUGUCGGAUAAGUUUACCAUCAACAGCUGUCCGCCAAUUCCUCCAAAUCUUGACGGACCAAUCGAUGUGGAUGUAGCGUUUGAACCACUGAGCGCAGUAGAAAAACGGUUCGCUUCCAAAUUGCAGCCUGGCGGCCAAUACGUACCACCCGACUGUACGGCACGGAACCGUGUCGCCAUCAUCGUACCGUACCGUGAUCGUGAGCAACAUUUACCAAUCUUCCUCAAGAACAUACAUGCGCUGCUGAUGAAGCAACAGCUUGAGUAUGGCAUUUACAUAGUGGAACAGACGGCGGGAUCUUCGUUUAAUCGUGCUGCGCUCAUGAACAUUGGGUUCGUCGAAGCGAUGAAGCAGAAGAACUGGGAAUGUAUGGUGUUUCACGAUAUCGAUUUACUUCCAAUGGAUGAUCGUAAUCUUUAUACGUGCCCGGACCAACCGCGCCACAUGUCGGUUGCUGUCGAUACCUUCGGUUUCAAGCUACCGUACAGUACCAUCUUUGGUGGUGUUUCUGCCAUGACCGAGAAACAGUUUCGCAUGGUGAACGGAUUUUCCAACUCGUUCUGGGGAUGGGGUGGUGAAGAUGACGACAUGUCCAACAGGUUAAAACACGUAGGAUUUCAUAUCGCUCGCUACCCGGUCAACAUAGCACGGUAUACGAUGCUAAACCACAAAAAAGAAAAAGCCAACCCGAAACGAUAUGAAAAGCUGGUAAAUGGAGCAAAACGCUUCGAUAGUGAUGGACUUAAUUCGUUACAUUAUCAGCUGGUAAAUUUAAUACGUAAACCUUUGUACACCUGGAUUCAUGCAGAUAUUACACCUGACGGUAGCUGAUGAUUGUCAUUUCUAGCGGAUUGGCUAGGAUAAUUUAAAACGGGAAAACAAACACACACCCAAUACACCGUGGAAGCAGGAAUGUAGAUAUCAUCUGUGUGCGUGUGAAUGUAUGAAAUAGUGAGUAAACGUUUGUGUUCACAUGCAAAAUUUUCAUCUUAAAUUUUAGUUUAGCAAAAAAAAACGGGACUGGGGAAGUAAGAUAAAGGUAAACCUAUUUCCAUCCAUUCAUUCAUGGAACAAACGAUUUAGCAUCACAACAUUUAGCACAAUUUUUAAAACGCGCAACACACUGUACUCCAAUAUCCCAAAAAAACAAAAACAAACAUCCGCGUCAUCCUGUUUCCUUCUUUGGGAAAGUGAUACAACUUUUACUGCAGUAAUAAGUCAAUCGAUUCAUAAUUCGUAUUAUUUAUAAAAAAAAGUAAGAAUAACUUUAAGUAGCAUUUAAACUGUUGUGUUUUUUGGGCUGAUACUCUCGUGAUCGUGAUUAUGUGUGCUGGCGAUACUUAGAGGUUGGCAUUACCACGUGCCCCCCCAAAAAAGGCAACGCGUGUUCUUAAAAGCAGAAGAAGAGAAGAAAAAAUACGCUCCAAACGUGUGCGCAGAGUAAAACGUUUAGGUAGUUUAGAGGCAGCAAAGUUUUUGGGUAGCAAUUUGUUAAAUAUCGCGUUUGUGUUUUUGAGAAAGCUUUAAUUUUCCGACUGUUCUGCAAUUGUUCGAGUUUACCGUGUCCAUCGUAGAGGUAAAGAAGAGGAACGGUUUUUAUAUUAUGUGCAAAAAAAUGAAUCUCUUGUCUGUGUUAUUUAGUGUAUAAUUAGAGCACAAGUGCUGCAAAACUCCAUACGCGGGAAACGUAAACUAUUUGUAACGCUAGUUAGUUUGUUAUGGAACUUUAAUAACAAAAGCAAAAGUGAAAAAAAUGGCACUCAAAAUCUUAAAUUGUUUCAGGUACAUAAUUAAAACAAAAAAAAAACAUUAUUUCUUUAACCAAUCAACGUGAGGCCACAAAAUCUUAGUAUUGGAAGCGGUUUUUGUAAAACAAAACAAAAAACAAUGCGCAGAAGUCGAAUAACAAUAAAACAAUGGAGCUUUACUUACGAACGUAUAUGCACAAAUGUCACGAUUUAAGCAAUUAAUUCGUUAUAAUCAAAAGUUAAGCCGCACACAAACAUGGGCACAAAUGUUUCUUACGUUCCGUCCGGGCAAGAAGAACAUUAAUAACUCAACUGCGUAACAAAAUUAGAUAAAAUGAAAAACUGUAAGUUGAACACACAGAAACGGGAACUUAAAAGCUAGUAAAAAAUUAGAACAAACGUUGUGGCAAAAUAUCGUAAUUAAUAUUUAAUACACAAAAACAACGUUAUCAAACAAAAGUUAUAUUGGUGCUGCUUCUUAUAAUACACUCACACUAGGUUCUUAGUCGACGACGCAAGUGCAUGUGGGGGUGAACCUUUCCUGCACCUGCAACUUUAUAUAGUUUGAUAAAUUAGUGCGAAAACACAGGCGAGAUGCUUUCAAUCAUCGUAAAAAAAAAGUAUUAUUGAUAGAGGAAUUUUCAAACAGCUCGGGUAUUUAGUCACGGUCACGGCCCGCACGUACUAACCCAUUUAUCUACCUUUUCGAAUAUAAAUAUAUUCCUAAUUAAACUUCAUGCCAACCGCUAAUUGAAAUAGAAAAGCAAACAAACCUAGCUCUGGAGGAUCAAAUGUACAACGACAAAAUGAUGUGUUGGGGGUUCAAGAAAAAUGUGUUGUGGAAACGGGUGGUUUUAUUACGGUGGUUAUUAUAAAUCCAGUUCACCUGUUAGGUAGUAUUAUUGCAAAUUAUUGUACUGGCUGUUAAUUCCAUUUAUUAUUAAAGAGAGCCUCGGUGCUCUCGGUGAAGACACAAUAUCCACAACAGGCUAGUAAGAGCCUCUCCUUCAAAAGUAAUCCACCAUCAAGUAUCUGGACAUGAUAAUCCACAAUUAUUCUUAAUAUUAUGCGAACAAACUGUAAUGUAGGGAACUAGCGCAUGUUUGAUGCUCCUCUCAUUUGCGUGAAGAUACUCUGAACUCGAAUUCAAACAAUAAACAGUAGGAACAAAUAACAAAACAUUUA